Molecule: messenger RNA, 1536 nt
Organism: Sipha flava (yellow sugarcane aphid)
Lineage: Eukaryota; Metazoa; Arthropoda; Insecta; Hemiptera; Aphididae
Gene: TfIIEalpha
Product: general transcription factor IIE subunit 1
Exons: 7
Coding region: 140-1378 (412 amino acids)
Biological process (GO): transcription initiation at RNA polymerase II promoter; transcription open complex formation at RNA polymerase II promoter
Cellular component (GO): transcription factor TFIIE complex
Source: RefSeq, a predicted model, not a curated record
UCAAAUAAAUGUUCAUGCUUAUAGUUUUAUACAGAUCACAGAAAUUAUAACCGUUGAAAAAACAUAUGAGCUUUGAAUUAAAUAAUAUUAUUUAAUACUUGAAAAGAAAAAUAACAAUAAAUUCAACUAAGUAACCAAAAUGUCAGCGAUAGAAGUGGUUAUGGAAGUUCCAACAAGCUUAAAGAGGCUUGCACGGUUAGUUGUGAGGGGUUUCUAUACAAUUGAAGAUGCACUUAUAAUUGAUAUAUUGGUUAGAAAUCCCUGUAUGAAAGAAGAUGACAUGUGUGAAUUGUUAAAAUUUGAAAGGAAAAUGCUUAGACAACGCAUAUCUAUUCUAAGAAGUGAAAAAUUUUUACAAACUCGGUUACGAAUGGAAACAGGAGCCGAUAGUAAAGCACAAAAAGUUAAUUAUUAUUUCAUAAAUUAUAAGUCUUUUGUAAACAUGGUCAAGUAUAAAUUAGAUUGCAUGCGGAAAAAAAUGGAAACACAGGAACGUAAUGCAACUAGUCGAGCCAGUUUCAAAUGUGUUCAGUGUUUUAAAACAUUUACUGAUCUAGAAGCAGAUAUGUUGUUUGAUUUUCAAAGUAAUGAAUUCCAUUGUACAUUUUGUGGUGAGUUGGUGGAAGAAGACACUUCAGUCUUGCCCCAGCAAGACACCCGUGUUAUGUUGGCUAACUUCAAUGAAGUUAUGGAACCUUUUUAUUCUAUACUUCGUGAACUUGAUGGUAUACGUCUUGCACCAGAACUUCUUGAACCUGAACCUACCCGUAUUCUUGGAUUGGAAUCAAACUCAUCACAGCCAUCGAGUGGUAAACAAAAUAAUGGUAUGGAACGAUGGGGUCCUGAUAAAAUGCGAAAUUUGGAUGCAAAUAAUUCUAAAAUGGAAGUUACUAUUGGAGAAGAUCUUCAAGAUAACCGUCCAGUUAUUAAAGAACGACCCAUUUGGUUAACAGAAAGUACUGUUGUAGAAAAUACAUCUGUUCGAGAUUCAGUUGAAAUAGAUAAUAAAGAUAGUGCUGAAGGAGCAUCACUUGAAUUUACCCCUGAUGUAGACAUUAUGACUGUUUUAUUACAACAUGAAAAACGAGCUGGUCAAACGGAUGGUCCUGGAAUGAAAAAUGCACCAGAUGCAGAUUCAAGUGAUGAAGACUUCUCAAAAACCGUGAAAAAUGAACCAUCAAUUGGUUCAGGAGUUGAAGAACUAACCUCUGAAGAAGAAGAAGAUGAUGAAGAUGUACCUUUAGUAAGUGUAGCUGGGCGACGUGUACCAAUUACAGAAGUAGUGAAUAUGACAGAUGCCAUUAGCCAAAUGACACCAUCAGAAAAAGAACACUACAUUCAAGUGUAUCAAGAUUAUUUUUCUGCACUGGGUGAUUAAAUGGUUCAAAUUUACAUUGUGAUAAUAAGUAUAAGAAUAAGUUAUUUUUCAUUGAUAUCGAUCUUAGAAGAAAAAUGAAUUAUAAUUAAUGUAAGUUGUGCAUACAACAUUCUAUUAAAUGGUCAAUAUUUUUGUACAUAAUGUGUUGAUUUGUAUCU